AUGAAAUGUGAGGUCGCUGGCCCACCUCCGUGUCGGCGAUGUCGCCAAACAAAGACGACUUGUGUGUUCAAGCCUCGUGCUAAUGCUGCGGCUAUCCAUGAACUAGUUGAAGAAUCCCAGAAGGAGUUACGUGCCUCGCAGUCUUCGGUGACCCAGGACCACAACACUAUUCUGAACCGGCUGGAUCGAAUCGAAGCCGCUCUGGGCAUCAGCCAAUAUCUUUAUGAUGAGGCAGCUUCGUCCCCUUCUCAUUCUCAUGAUAUGCAUUAUAUGAGUCCUGAAGCGGAGUUGGAUGAUGUUCCUCUUCAUGGUGUGUGGAAAGCAAUUGCGCACCUGAGAAUUAUUACCCGCCCGCCGCCGGACGAACGUAUAUGGUCUCGACCUCUUGUCAAGCAGUUAUGGAGCUCGUUUCUGAACAAUCUACCGCUUCUUCACUUUCUCACUGACCGUGGCGCUUUUGCUUCUCCGACGCCGUUACUGCUUGCUUCAGUCCUCUAUAUCUCUGCGCUGCACCAUUCAUCAUCGGAGCUUGCGUCAUUAGAGGCGGGGUAUUUUGCAGCGACAUGCAGUGCCAUUGCUGAGCUGGUCAUUCCAUUUCCGCACCCUAAUCUUUCACAUAUGUCGGAGGGUAACUAUGAUGAAUCGGAGCAAGAUCAGCCUCCACCAGCUACAAAGUGCAAGGCAUUUCACAAUAUCCUUGGGUUAAUAAUGGCCAGCCUGAGCUCAGAAGCCUAUAUCGAUGCCACCGGAUCAUGGAUCGCAAUGGCGUACCGUCUCUGGCUGGACCACUGUCCUUCUGAAAUGGAUGAAACAACGGUACAGGACUGGCGUGGCUUGUUUUCUGGUCUCCAAGUAAUUGAUAUAGAGCACGCUUCAAUGCAUAUGUCGUAUCCACUGCUCCCGCGCCAUCCACCAAAUCCAGAUCUCCAACGUCUGGACAGCCACCAGGAAAAUGCCUUUCAAGGUCUUGCGGAAAUGAUGCAUUACGGAAUGAGCCAUUUUGUCGGCCGUGGACUCCCGACGAUAUGGAGUUCUGUCAACGCAGACGUCGCCGACUCCAUGCCCGUAGUUCGAACGCCUUUUACCGAGCAUGAUUCCAAGGUUAUCCGACUUUGGGCGCGCAAGCUUGACGACUGGCUGGUUAGAUAUAAUGGAGCGGUUGAACCAUCUCCGUCAGAUCGACAAGGUAUUCUCAUUCUUCUGCAGUAUCAUUUGCACAAACUCUAUGUGCUUUCCAUAUAUCACCCUGCUCGGGGAUUUGACCUAGGGUCUGCAAAUAUUAGUGCUGGCGAGCGACAUGAGCUACUUGUUUCAGCGCGGGCAGUCCUGAAGCUGCGGCAAGAUGAUGCUAGUAUUUGGUCUAACUGGGAUUUAGUAAUGAUCACCUGGGCAGCCCUUCUACUCCUUCGAGGUGUUGAAGAUGGCAUGACGCAUCCGGAUGACCUCAACCUCAUCCAAGCACACCUACACAGCCUGCAACUAAGUCACCAGUCUGCAGUAAGCAUCCACACCGUUUUAUCUCGCCGUCUCGAAUCCGGAAUUCAAACCAUGCACACGCCACCAGACAGCAGCGCAGCCCUACCUUUCCCGCUCCCAAAUCCCGAGGAUUCAUGGACAAUAUUUGACCAGGAGAUCAUGUCGCUAGCCAAUCCUCCAUGGCUAUUCCAAGACUCAUCUCAACUCACCUCGUCUCACAAAUCUGUAAAUAUGCAACAACCUCCCUCGCAACUGCAGUCUGGAAUCGCACCUGUUCAAUAUGACUCCAGCCUAUUGGUAAACAAUCCCCAAUCUUUUGCGGCGAAUACGCAGUGGAAUGUCGCCGGGCAUAUACAGGGUGCCUUACCGACGACGCUGAACCGGCUUUUUGAGAAUGAGAAUAGUGCACAACAUGGCGGUUCUCUCAUGUAA
Molecule: messenger RNA, 1908 nt
Organism: Penicillium lagena
Lineage: Eukaryota; Fungi; Ascomycota; Eurotiomycetes; Eurotiales; Aspergillaceae
Product: fungal specific transcription factor domain-containing protein
Exons: 7
Coding region: 1-1908 (635 amino acids)
Source: RefSeq, a predicted model, not a curated record